AUGCGGCUCGCACUGCUGUCUGCGGCCUGUUUAGCCUCUGUGUGCGUGGCUCAAGACGCACUACCGGUAUUCCACGAAAGCGUAGGGCUGCAAUGUUCCCAGAGCACUGACUGCGGCUACGUGCUUGCGUUGUCUUGUAUCUCCGGCAAGUGCGAGUACUGCCGUCCUGAUGGUGACGAUUGCAGUGCUGACGGGUCUAAGCGCUGCCAAGUGGCGGAGACUCGGGACGAAGAUACGGGCGAGAUGCAGACUCAAUACGCGCUCAACUCCGAAGGAGAGACUGUGCCUGUCGCUUACUGCAUCGAGAAGAAUCUCUUCCACCCUUUCACGUGGAAGGACAUUGUAGCCACCAUCAUCGCUCUGGUGAGUACAGCACUGGGAUCUGGAUGUGGCGUGGGCGGUGGUGGGCUGCUUGUACCCAUGUACAUCUUCUUCUACGGACUGAGUCCCAAACACGCCAUCCCGCUGUCCAAAGCUACAAUCUUCGGCAACGCAGUGUCAGCCUACUUCUUCAAUUUUAACCGGAAGCACCCGAUGAAUGCCAAGCUGCCACUCAUCAACUACCAAGUUGCGGGUGUUAUGGAGCCGACCACGUUGAUCGGAGCCAUCUUCGGUGUCAUGAUGAACCACAUGUUCCCGGAUUGGUUGAUCCUGGUGCUUCUGGUCUCGCUGCUGUCGUAUAUCACGUACAAGACGGUCCUCAAAGGAAACACGAUUCGAGAGAAGGAGUCGAGAUAUCAGCGCGCAGUCGUCAAGUCAGUGCUCAAGGGCGGCCCUGAAGGUGGAAUCAAGAAGCUUGGUCGCCAAUGGUCCAUUUACAGACGAUUCGAUGUAGAAAUUGCAGCCCGUCGCUGGCUCGCAAAGACCCGCCGUAACAAGAAAUUGCGAGCGAUUCGAGCUCAAGAUGAAGCCGACUUUGCGUCCUUGCCACCUCUCCGUGAGCACCAACCAUCAAGCUCUGACCCACUGUUAGGUGGACACGAGACACACGAUUUCGGAACCUUCGCGUCGGACGAUGAUCAGAUGCUGGAGAGACGUAAGGCUAUCGAACAACGCGAGAUGCGUGUGUUCCCGCUUAAGUACGUCAUCCCAUUGGUGCUCUCCUGGCUCGUGGUACUGAUACAGUCGAUGCUUCGAGGCGGUCACGGUGCUCCUAGUAUCAUCGGAAUCACCUGCAACUCGGCAGACUACUGGAUGUUGACGCUUCUACCGUUGUUGAUCCUGGUUGCCAUCACACUCUGGGUAGGACACCAGCUACGUCUCCAAAAUCGACUCAAAGUGCUCUGCAACUACCCAUUCGCCCAAGGUGACGUCCACUGGAUCAAACGUCGUGUCCUUGUCUUCCCAGCGCUGUGUUCUAUGGCGGGUGUGGCUGCUGGUCUCUUGGGUAUCGGAGGUGGCAUGGUCAAGGGCCCCAUCAUGCUGGAGAUGGGGAUUCUGCCGCCGGUGCAGUCGGCUACUGCCAAUUUCAUGAUCCUCUUCACCUCAUCGUCCACGACGUUGCAAUUCGCGAUCAACGGACAAUUCCCCGGUCAGCUUCAGUACGAUUACAUGGCGUGGUUCGCUCUCAUGGGCUGCAUCGGAGGCUUCUGCGGCCAGAAAGUGGUGGCGUAUCUGGUCAAAAAGUACCGACGCGAGUCGAUUAUGGUUUAUCUGUUGGCAGUGACGAUUGGUCUUUCAGCGUUGGCCAUGGGUAUCAUCGGCUUGAAGUCGACACUUCGAGACAUCGAGAAGGGCGUGCACCUCGGCUUCAAUGGCAUUUGUGACAGCGAAUAA
Messenger RNA from Phytophthora infestans T30-4, 1776 nucleotides. RefSeq lists its product as uncharacterized. The record is from RefSeq and is a predicted model, not a curated record. Gene Ontology annotation, biological process: protein ubiquitination. The coding region runs from base 1 to 1776 and encodes 591 amino acids. Gene Ontology annotation, cellular component: Cul4A-RING E3 ubiquitin ligase complex; membrane. The transcript is spliced from 5 exons. Lineage: Eukaryota; Oomycota; Peronosporomycetes; Peronosporales; Peronosporaceae.